GAACAAUUAAAAAUUCCAAGGUACAUUACUACGCGUGUCAAGGAGGUCUAUCCUGUUAAAAAGUCAAGCGAGAGAUGCAGAGUAUUUAAUGGAGAUGAGAAGGCCAAGGUGUCUUCCACUAUCAGUGGAUUUUCUAAUGAUGUUCCUAGUCCUGCUGCUUCUUUACCAGCAGAGGGCGAACCAUCGAUUUUGCGUGAAAAUCCUAGCCUCAUUAACAAAUCUGAAGGAUCUGACCAAUCCGCCAGAGACAUAAGUGAACAAGGUUUUCGGACGAUUGAAAAGUGUCGCCAAAAUGUGUUGCGCAAUGUUGUUCAGCUUCAUAUGGGAGAUGAGAAUCUUACCAAUUGUGCCAAAAUUGAUAUGGAAAAAGCACUUAGAGGGUUGGUAGCUCGUGAAAUUCCUUCCACCUCAGUUUCAUUGGCUGUCUCUUCUGGAAUAGUUGGUGGUUUUCCUACGAAUUCUUCAAGCAGUUCUUUUUCUGAAUUUGAGAUUCCAGGUUCAAGAGUACCUUGUGAUUUUACCUUAAAAACCACUCUGCGGUUGGUUUCGUCGUCCUCGGUGAAAUGGUGCCACAGAUUAUGUGCAAGUCCUGCUGUCUUUGUACUAUGCAGUUUGUGGUUUUGUUUCUUGGUGGCAAAUUUUUGGGGAAAAAGAGGCAUUCCUGCAAUGCUUACCUAUCACGGUCCACAUGUGGUUUGCGAUCCUUGCUCAGAGAACAUGUAAGUGUAGCCUGUGUCUUUUGAUACAUGAAAGAGAGAAUCUAUGCCUAUUUAUUAACACAUAAGUCAUGUUUUUUCGUGCUUUGUUGGGUUGUUGUGAAAAUUACUUCUAAUGCGGUUCUCUCUGGCUCUAGUAAUUUGAGAAAGUCAGUGUAUGGUAGUGGGAUUAUUGUCUAUUUCUUAUGGUAACUAUAUCAAGAGCAAUAGUGAAUUGAAUUAUAAGAAUAAAUAUGAAAGGUUUGGAAUUCUUGAUACAAGUUUAA
Molecule: messenger RNA, 982 nt
Organism: Musa acuminata subsp. malaccensis (wild Malaysian banana)
Lineage: Eukaryota; Viridiplantae; Streptophyta; Magnoliopsida; Zingiberales; Musaceae
Source: RefSeq, a predicted model, not a curated record